AUGGCUGCCGUGGCUGGCGCCAUUACUGCGCAGGUAGCCAUCACGGGGUUGUCCUUGGAGGCCAGAAGCCAGGCGCACUGGACUGCCUCGGCCUUCCUUACUGCGAGCAUCGCUUUCGGCGUCAUAUCCGUCUACGUCAGUUUCAUAGUCCAGCAGGAGCUCAACGGCCUCCUGGGAUCGACCGGCGUCGCGGAUUGGCUCUCCGUACCACUCACGCAAGCAGAGCUGCAAGAGAAAGCCAACCAGCUAUAUCAAGACCCGGCAUUGGUUGACACGGAGUUGUCGGUGCCGCUUGAGCGAGAAGUCCAACCCGAGAACGGCGCAGCCAGGCCGGGUCUGACCCGGGAGGCCUCAGCGCUGGCUGCCAUCUUGCUCUCGGCUCCGUCGGGCCUCCUCGCACUAUCCUUGAACGCCUUUGUCAUUGGCUUGGGUAUCUAUCUGGGCUGCACGUAUACCGACAACCUGAUAUCCGAGCUGGGAAAAGGCGGUUCGCUGGGAGUACUUGUCUUUUACAUUGUUGCGUCCGCGACGGCCACCUUUCUUUACACGUUUCCUCAGCUUGUAAAGUCGUCGGAAAAAUAUGACGAUCAAGUAGUCACAAGCUUGAGGAGGCAGAUUGAGCUUUUGGACAGCAUCUUGAGAGAUCGACAGUCGAGCGAUCAACGCAGGCAGGGCGUUUAG
Molecule: messenger RNA, 681 nt
Organism: Verticillium dahliae VdLs.17
Lineage: Eukaryota; Fungi; Ascomycota; Sordariomycetes; Glomerellales; Plectosphaerellaceae
Exons: 2
Coding region: 1-681 (226 amino acids)
Source: RefSeq, a predicted model, not a curated record